Messenger RNA from Onychostruthus taczanowskii (white-rumped snowfinch), 2843 nucleotides. RefSeq names its product casein kinase 2 alpha 1 (gene CSNK2A1). The coding region runs from base 436 to 1611 and encodes 391 amino acids. Gene Ontology annotation, biological process: protein phosphorylation. NCBI's taxonomy places the organism in Eukaryota, Metazoa, Chordata, Aves, Passeriformes, Passeridae. The transcript is spliced from 13 exons. Gene Ontology annotation, cellular component: cytosol; protein kinase CK2 complex; nucleus. Gene Ontology annotation, molecular function: protein serine/threonine kinase activity; ATP binding. The record is from RefSeq and is a predicted model, not a curated record.
GGCGGCGGGGGGGAGGCGCCGCUGUGCCUCCUGAGCUCCUCCGCCCCCCCGCCGCGGGCGCGGUGUGGGCCGGGGGGCCGCGGGUGCCCCUCAGGAGAGCGGGGCCGCGGCGGCGCUGAGGGGGAGCGGGCAGAGCGGGCGGGUCCGGUGCGGCGGAAAGGGCACGGCCCGCCGCCCGCUGCCCUCGGAGGGGCUCCGAGUCCCCGGGGGGAGCGGGCAGGGGCUGUGGAGGGGCCGCCCCGCUGCCCCCAGCCCGGUGCGGGGCCGCGCAGGAAGGGCAGAGCCCCGCGGAACGGGAGCCGUCCCCUCCCCCAGCUCUCCCAGCUCGCACGUUCGGGCCGUGUGGAGGAAUCUGAGGCCUUUCUCCUGUGGCAGCACUGCAGAGCAGGUCGCCUCUGAUUUCACAUCUCGCUUCCGCCUGCCAAGCUGUCUGAUAUGUCGGGACCCGUGCCGAGCAGGGCCAGAGUUUACACGGAUGUGAACACACACAGACCCCGGGAGUACUGGGACUAUGAGUCUCAUGUUGUUGAGUGGGGAAAUCAAGAUGACUACCAGCUAGUUCGAAAAUUAGGCCGAGGCAAAUACAGUGAAGUAUUUGAAGCCAUCAACAUUACAAAUAAUGAAAAAGUAGUUGUUAAAAUUCUCAAGCCUGUUAAAAAGAAGAAAAUCAAGCGUGAAAUCAAGAUCUUAGAGAACUUGCGAGGCGGUCCCAAUAUAAUCACCCUUGCAGAUAUAGUAAAAGAUCCUGUGUCUCGAACACCCGCUCUGGUUUUUGAACAUGUAAACAACACAGACUUUAAGCAAUUAUACCAGACAUUAACAGAUUAUGAUAUUCGAUUCUACAUGUAUGAGAUUUUGAAGGCUCUAGAUUACUGCCAUAGCAUGGGAAUCAUGCACAGAGAUGUCAAACCUCACAAUGUCAUGAUUGACCAUGAGCACAGAAAGCUCAGACUAAUAGACUGGGGUUUGGCUGAAUUCUAUCACCCUGGCCAGGAGUACAAUGUCAGAGUGGCUUCCAGAUAUUUCAAAGGACCUGAACUUCUUGUAGAUUAUCAGAUGUAUGAUUACAGUCUGGAUAUGUGGAGCUUGGGUUGCAUGUUGGCUAGUAUGAUAUUCCGAAAGGAGCCAUUUUUCCAUGGCCAUGACAACUAUGAUCAGCUGGUGAGGAUAGCCAAGGUUCUGGGGACAGAAGAUCUGUAUGACUACAUUGACAAAUACAACAUUGAGCUGGAUCCACGUUUCAAUGACAUUUUGGGCAGACACUCCCGUAAGCGAUGGGAGCGCUUUGUCCACAGUGAGAACCAGCACCUGGUGAGUCCAGAAGCUCUGGAUUUCUUAGACAAGCUGCUGCGAUAUGAUCACCAGUCACGACUCACAGCAAGAGAAGCCAUGGAACACCCCUACUUCUACCCCAUUGUGAAAGACCAGGCUCGGAUGGGCUCGUCCAACAUGGCGGGUGGCAGCACUCCUGUCAGCAGUGCGAGCAUGAUGUCAGGGAUUUCUUCAGUGCCAACACCUUCACCCCUUGGACCUCUAGCAGGCUCACCCGUCAUCUCUGCCACCACCACCCUGGGGAUGCCGGUUCCAGCUGCUGCGGGCGCCCAGCAGUAGUGACGGGCUCUGUCUCCUGCUGCCUGAGCUGAGUCAGGUGGGGAAGAGGUUUCCCCCUCCACCUCUCCUCAGGACGCAGCUCGUGCCUGGCAGGGGAAGGGAGGGGAUGAACGCUUUGGAGACACCGUGUCUGAACUGUUGCUUGUGGAUUUAUAGUAGUUCAGUCAUUAUAUACAAAAUUAUUAUAGGCUGAUUUUUUUCUUUUUUUACUUGAACUUUUCGUAACUCAGGGGAUUCCCUGAAAAUACCUACAGAUGGAAUACUUCUUGGACAGUUUUUCUUUCCCCCUCCCCCACCCCUCCCAAAAAAAAAAAAAAAAAAAAACCUAAACAAAGCAGCAAAACAACUCUUCAUGUAAUAACAAAGAUGAAUCAACAGCAUUUCCAAGCUCUUGCAUCCUGCUGGAAAUCUCUUCUCUUCAUGUUCCCACCAUUAUUCCUCCACAAGCCUUGGGGGAUUGUGCUGUUCUCCAGAGACUACCAAACCAAGUCUUCAUGAGGCAGGGGAGGGGAUUCUUAAAGUACCACUCACUUGAACCCCGUGUCCUGCAUAUGUCCCAGCCAGGGUACACUGAGGAGACAAUUCCAGUAGGGAGAGGUGGGAUAAGCUUAAAAGGAGUAAGUGCAGAUAGUGUCCAAAACCCUAAUUGGAUUGGAUAAUGUCUCCUUAGGAGUCAACCAGAAUGCUAACUCAGCCCUUGCAUGUAAUUUUAGUCUUAAAAAUGAAGUUACUGAUUCAGUUGGAGUCCUUGGCACCUCCUGAGACAGGUGCUCCUGUAGAGUACGCCCUGCUCUCAUCAGCCCCUUUCUCGUGGAGGGUUCUUCCAGCCAUUGCUUGGCUUGGAUCUCUGGAAUUAAUUUGUUAUUGGGUAUAUUGUUUUUAAAUUGUUUCUAUAGGUUUCGAGCUGGUGGCUACUUAAAGCUGGAAAAAUCAGACUGCGCCAAGUCCGAUCCCACAUCUUCACCCACCAUCCCCUCCCUCACGUGCCAUGUGGUGAGAAUACCAGUUACCUCACAGUCUUGUAAAUAUGCACUGAGAGGAAGGAGCCAGGAGACGUUAACUUAAACUGAAAUGGUAGAUCAGUAAUUGUGGACAAAUAUUAUCAUUGACAACGGAAAAGCACCCUUGUUACAGCCCUGCUACCCCUUGCUGUGUAUAUAUACUUUGUCCUUCAUAUGUGAAAGAUCCAGUGUUGGAAUUCUUUGGUGUAAAUAAACAUUUGGUUUUAUUUA